Messenger RNA from Globicephala melas (long-finned pilot whale), 6995 nucleotides. It is a transcript of the gene CNOT9, whose product is annotated as CCR4-NOT transcription complex subunit 9. Gene Ontology annotation, biological process: mRNA catabolic process; negative regulation of translation. Lineage: Eukaryota; Metazoa; Chordata; Mammalia; Artiodactyla; Delphinidae. Gene Ontology annotation, cellular component: CCR4-NOT complex; P-body; CCR4-NOT core complex. The record is from RefSeq and is a predicted model, not a curated record.
CUCCCGGGACUGCCCGGCUUUUCCCGCCCUUCACUGGCCUCCGGAGAAGGGUCAGAGUUCACGCCCUUCUCUGGAGAUACCUGCUCCAAGCCGGGGAUGCGGGGACUAGUAGGUGGCGGAUGUCCUUCCUGUCCUGAAACUUAAGGGACAAAGGACAAACUCUACAACUGUUAGCUCUAAGAGCUGGGAGGCGGGAAGAGGUUGUGUGGGCGGGGUCAGGGGUGAAAGGUCAGAGGGGCUGCGAAGGGGCGGAGCCAGCCGGAGGCGGAUGGCGGCUGUGGCGGCUUAUCUGCUUCAGCGGCAGAGGCGCUGAAGCUGGGACGCGGGUCGGGCGUGUCCGGCGGUGGGAGGAGAGCGGCGGCCGCUCCCAACAUGCACAGUCUGGCAACGGCUGCGCCUGUGCCUACUGCACUGGCUCAGGUGGAUAGAGAAAAGAUCUAUCAGUGGAUCAAUGAGCUGUCCAGUCCUGAGACAAGGGAAAAUGCUUUGCUGGAGUUAAGUAAAAAGAGAGAAUCUGUUCCUGACCUUGCACCCAUGCUGUGGCAUUCAUUUGGUACUAUUGCAGCACUUUUACAGGAAAUUGUAAAUAUUUAUCCAUCUAUCAACCCACCCACCUUGACAGCACACCAGUCUAACAGAGUUUGCAACGCUCUGGCAUUAUUGCAAUGUGUAGCAUCACACCCAGAAACCAGGUCAGCAUUUCUUGCAGCACACAUCCCACUUUUUUUGUACCCCUUUUUGCACACUGUCAGCAAAACACGUCCCUUUGAGUAUCUUCGGCUAACCAGUCUUGGAGUUAUUGGGGCCCUGGUGAAAACAGAUGAGCAGGAAGUAAUCAACUUUUUACUGACAACAGAAAUUAUCCCUUUGUGUUUACGCAUUAUGGAAUCUGGAAGUGAACUUUCUAAAACGGUUGCCACAUUUAUCCUCCAGAAGAUCCUCUUAGAUGACACUGGUUUGGCUUAUAUAUGUCAGACGUAUGAGCGUUUCUCCCAUGUUGCCAUGAUCUUGGGUAAGAUGGUCCUGCAGCUAUCCAAAGAGCCUUCCGCCCGUUUGCUGAAGCAUGUAGUAAGAUGUUACCUUCGACUCUCAGAUAAUCCCAGGGCACGUGAAGCACUGAGGCAGUGCCUCCCUGACCAGCUGAAGGACACGACCUUCGCCCAGGUGCUAAAAGAUGACACCACCACUAAACGCUGGCUUGCACAACUCGUGAAGAACCUGCAAGAGGGCCAGGUCACCGAUCCCCGGGGUAUCCCCCUGCCCCCUCAGUGAUCCUCCCCCGUCCCCUCCCACUACUCCCCCAAGUUGGGGAAGGGAGGGGGAACCUGCGAGGAAUACAGCUCAGGUUUUAUCGCCGACUGGGAAUAGACGACCUCAAUGCUGAACUGCACUGGAGAAGAGGGGCACGGUACCCCUGCUGAGGUGUAUGAGCUGCCAUCAGGCUGCCUUGAGGACCUGGGCUCCUUCUGCUACUCCCAGGAAACGGGCUCCUGACACAGUGUUCUGCCACCACAGCCAAGGAGGGUGUCAACACCAGCAAAUGCUGUAUUUGCAGCAUGCCCAAGAUGAUCGUUCUCCCUCACCUCUACCCAGCCACUGGCAGGGAGGGGAGACAGUGGUGACAGCAGCAGCACUCUAGGCAUGGUGAACACCUGGGACCAAGCCAUGUGGCGUUUUCUUAUUUUGCCUUCCUGGAAGACUCAAGAUAUGUCUCUUCAUCCUCUCUCUCAGUAUUUGUUUACUUUGGUUUUUUGUUUUUAAUCUCAGAGAGAGGUGUAUUUAGUGGACACAAGCUGUAAUAUUCAGCAAAACUUUGUCAGUUGGUACUGUUUACAAGUCUGUUAGAUGCGUAAGCUCAAUAAAAAGUUGGUCUGGGCAUUACAUCCCCUCUAGCAGGCCAGUAGCUGCAUGAGCUGUUGGGAGGAAUGGGAGGCAGGGGAAGGAUAUAAAGCCAAAGGACAGCAGGAACCCACCACCUGUUUCCCUUCCCUUUCGCAUUCUUUUACCCCUAGUUCUGGAUGCCAUAAGGACCUUAACCUUGCUUUUGGCUUUAGCUGCUAGCAUUUCCAAAUCUCCGUGCUUUUCCCUUCUUCACUUACCUCCUAUUAAACUUAAAACAGACGUCUUAAUUCAUCAGGCUGUCCUGGAAGGGUAUUGUAUUGGGGGAGGAGAGGAGAUGGUGGACGUCACCUUCAGUUCAAGUCCUCAAAGAUAUUUUCUAGAUGACUUUUAAAAGGGAGGUGUCUGUGCUUAAGAUGAUAGGCUGCUUGAUCCUAUUCUUUGCCCUAGUGUGAAUCUACAGUUCCAUCUGUCUUCGUGAUUGUACUUGAAGCAGUAUUAGCUGAAUGAGUUAAUUUUAUUCAGAUUUAAGAUAGAGGGCUGGACUCUGCUUCCUCACUUAUUCCGUCUUUUUUUUUUUUUUUUUUUUUUGACACAUUCCCCUUUGGUCUAUGGGAAUUACAGGGUUGCCACUAAAAUAUUUUACACAUUUUCAUAUUGUGUCAGAGAAUCCGCCUUCCUGCUCUGGAGCUUUAGGUGACUCUAUUCACAAUCCAGAGGCUUGAAUCUGCAGUGUAAACUGCCUUGCUUUCCCCCAGUCCUUCCCCCUGCCAUCACCUGCUUUCUCUGUCUCUAAUCCCCAUCUCCAGUCAAAGAUGGGAUUAUUAACCCAACUAGAGAGAGACCAAGUAUUUUUGGCCCACAUCUCACAUGAUUGAAGGUGUCCCUGAAUACAUUUGGGGAGGGUUUAUAAGGGGCAGGCUCAGAGAAACCUUUGCAGAGGCAGUUUGCCAACCCAAGGGCUCUUUCAAGCCGACUUUCACAAAGGGAGCCGGCUUGUUAGUUGGCUUCUGUCUCUUUAGAGCCAAGAAAGUAGUAAUUAAGUAGCCUAGUUGUAGAAAGGGUCGGAUAAGCACUUAUUCCCCUGCUUUCCAAAAUGAAGAGGAGAACCAGGCCAGCUCUCACUAAUCUCAAGCCUGAAGAGAAGAGGUCUUGGAGAAAUCAGAGAACAGCAUGGACUGGAUAAAUGUCUUGACUCCCUUCAGCCCAUAGUUUUGACCUGGAAAGUCCAGCUAGGGUAAUCCUGAUUUUUGCCAACCGCCUUCCUUCUGAGCCAAAGUUUUCUCAUUCCCCCUCCUCUGGGGAAGCAGCUGAGGGCCAGGCCUUGCUCCCUGAAAAAUUCUCUUCUGCAUCUUUCGGUGCAUUGGCCAUUGUACUGUGCCAAUAGUAUCUUAAUUCUUGUACCAUCUAUUCUCAGCUGGCCUUGGACCCCAUGUAGGAGUUGCGGGGAGGGGUGGAAAUGGGUAUUGUUCCCUGUAGUUGAUCCUGAUGUCCUGUGUGUAUAAAGAGGACCCCUCCCCCGCCCCGCAUUUUCUGUGUUCCAUCCUCACUCCGUCAACAGGAUUGAAAUAAAACAUGCUUCUGUUUUUGUAACAAUAAUUUUUCUUUUAAACUGGAGAUUUUAUUUUGUCAAUAUCGAGGUAUCUAGGCACUGUGGUCAGAUGAUCCUCAUCAACCUUGCCUCUACCUCUGUUGAACAACACACACACACUGCCAAGAGGGCAGUGAUGGUUCCUUUCUAGAUAGGUUCUUUGGGAGAAGAUUACUGAUGUAUAAAAGCUGUUUGCAAGGCUGAGAUGGUGCCCUUUUUCUGACAAAGUAUCUCUUGCUGGGACAGAACCUCAUUCCUGGCUGUAGUAGCCAGAACAGUACUAGUGUGGGAGAGACUUCUAUAAAUGAAGAGGUAAAGCUUGAAACAUUUUAUCAAAGACUUUAAUAUUCAUUUCCUUCCAGGGUUCAAGACUUAGAGCACAUCUCCAGAGUUGUUUCCAUCCCUGUUCCUGGCUCUUAAUGGGCGAGAGCCAACCUCUGCUUCCAGCUUCUUUUUUCCAAGGGUUGAGGGUCUUCAUUUCAAUGAUGGAACAGGGCAAGGAGAGGCAUUGGUAGCCUUCAGAGCUUCCUUACUAGCUAUAUGUAUGAUUCCCUUGCUCACUAUUCCUGCUGCUCAAAGGCUGGGCAAGUAUGAGGGGGAGAGGGGGAAUACACAAAGUUAAUUGCUAUCAAAAGUCCAAGGAAAACAUUUAAAAUAGGAAACCACAUUUUCAUAUUGUGUCAGAGAAUAGAAUGAAAUGAGAUUGUUCUUUCCAGAAUGUUGUGGAAUUUAAAUUUUUUUAAUAAUACAUUUAUUUUAAAACCAGAUAUAAUAGGUAAGUUGAACAACACAAUCCUAGCUUAACUGACAUAUAUAGAACACUGUCACUGAACCAACAGUAUACAUAUUUUUAAUAGCACCAAAAGCUUUUUCCAAAAUUGAUCAUAGCUGGACCAUCAAGUAAGCCUCAGGAAAUUUCCAGAAUAAUUGAAAAUAAUACAGUGUUCUCUGAACACAGUGGGAUUAAGCUAGGGAAAAACAACAACAACAACAACAACUGGAAAGUCCCUAACUGUUUAUAAAACAGGCAGUAGAGUUCUAAAUAACCCACUGGUCACAGAAAAAAAAGCACAAAGGAAAUAAAAAAAAUUAACUGGUAAUAAAGAUAUGCCAUAUCAAAACCUGUGGUAUACAGGUAAAGCACUAAAAUAUAUAACUUUAAACUCACACAUUACAAAAGAAAGGCUGAAGUCAGUGAUCUAAGUUUUCACGUCAAGAAACUGGGAAAGAAUAGCAAAUUCAAAAGGUAGAAGGAAGAAUGCAGAAAAAAAAAAGCAAUGAAAUAGAAAACAGAUGUACAAUAAGGAAAAUCAGUGAAGCCAAAAGUCAUUCCCUCAAAAACAGUAAAACUGAUAAACCCAUAGACUGAUCAGGAAAAAAACCUCAACAUUAGAAAUGAAAAAAGAGGGACUUCCCUGGUGGUCCAGUGGUUAAGAAUCUGCCUUCCAAUGCAGGGACGCAGGUUCGAUCCCUGGUUGGGGAACUAAGAUCCCUCAUGCUACGGGGCAACUAAGCCCACAUGCCACAACUAGAGAGCCCGCGUGCUCUGAAGUCCGUGUGCCACAACUAAGACGUGAUGCAGCCAAAAAUAAAAUAUUUUUUUAAUGGAAAAAGGGACAUCAUUUAUAUCUUAGAGUCACCAGUAUCAUAAACUUCCACAAACUAUAGAAAAGGGGAACAGAUCUCAAUUCACUUCUUUAAAAUAUAUAUAUUUAUUUGGCUGCACCAGGUCUUAGUUGUGGCACACGGGAUCUUUAGUUGCGGCAUGCGGGCUCUUAGUUGUGGCAUGCGGGAUCUAGUUCUCUGACCAGGGAUCAAACCCGGGCCCCCUGCAUUGAGAGCAUGGAGUCUUAACCACUGGACCAUCAGGGAAGUCCCUCAAUUCACUUUUGAAGCAGUAUAACCCAGCCACCAAAACUAUCAAAGAUAUCACCAGAAAGGAAAACCAGGUGCUAAUCUCUCCCGGGAAUGUUAAUGUAAAACUGCCAGACAAAAUAAGCAAGUCAAAUCUAGUGCUAUAUAAAAAUGAUAAUAGGUCAUAUCUAAUUUGGGUUUACUGCAAAAAUACAAGAUUGAUUCAACACUUGAAAACUAAUGGAUUCAAUUCACACAACAUGUAAGGAGAAAAAUCAAUCUAGACAGAUGCAGGAAAGAACACUAUUCAACAGCUAUUCAUGGUUUUAAAAAACUUUGAAAACGAGAAAUAGAAGGGUAUAUCCUUAAUCUCAUAAAAAUCUUACAUAUGUAUGUAGAUAGGUUAAAUAUAGGUAGGUAGGUUAAUUGAUUACACAAAUAUAUAUGUGUGUGUGUGUGUAAUCACUUUGACCCAAAAUAAAAUUUAAUUAUAAUUUAAAGAAGUUAAAAGUUUCAUAUUCAUGAAAACAAAAAAAAUUUUUUAAUAAAAUAAAAAUCUUAAUAAAAACCGUACAGUAAACCUCUCAAUGAUAAAAUAUUGAAAUCAUUCUCCAUGAGAUGAGGAAUAAGAUAAGGAUGUCCACUAUCACAACUCCGUAUACCAUUAUACUGGUCCCAGCCAGUGUGAUUAGUCAAGAAAAUAAAAGAAGGGACUUCCCUGGUGGUCCAGUGGUUAAGACUGUGCUCCCAAUGCAGGGGGCCUGGGUUCAACCCCUGGUCAGGGCUCUAGCCCGCAUGCUGCAACUAAAGAUCCCGUGUGCCAUAACUAAAGAUCCCUCAUGCUGCAACUAAAGACCCCGCAUGCUGCAACUAAAGAUCCCGCAUGCUGUAACUAAAGAUCCCUCAUGCUGCAACUAAAGAUCCCGCAUGCUGCAACUAAAGAUCCCGCAUGCUGCAACUAAGACCCAGCAAGCCAAAUAAAUAUUUCUUUUAAAUUAAAAAAAUUUUUUAAUUAAUAAAAGAUUUUUUAAAAAGAAAAGAUUAUAAAGGAACAAAAAAAGUGGUGACAACAUAAUUGUGUAUGUAAAUAAUCCAAAAGGAUCUACAGACUCUUAGGAUUAAGUGAAUUUAGCAAGGUCACAGAAUACGAAGUCAAUAUACUGCCCCCCAAAAAUCAAUUAUGUGUUUCUAAAUUUAAAAUUUUUUUAAUUAAUAAAGAUUUUUUAAAAAUAAGAUUAUAGAUACAAUAAAUCGAAAAUGAAAUUUCAAAAAUAUGUUGUUUAUAAUAGGAUAACAAAUAGCUAGAAAUAUCAAUAGAUUUAUCAAAAGAUAUGCAGAAUCUUUACAUUGAAAACAAUGAAACAUUCUUGAAAGAAAGACUGACAGGUGUGUGGUCAAAUCAUGUAUAGUCAAUUCACCAAAUAUUUUUCUUCCUUGUUAUAGGUUAGCUUCUGUCUGUUGGAAGCAAAGGGGAAACUUGCCUAUGUUCUCAGCUAUUUGGAAAUCUCACUGUGAAAGUUUCACAAUAACUUAGUUUUAUUUCUUGAAAUUGUAUAUAAGAUAACAUUAGAUUUGAGAAGCAUUUUUAACCCUGAUGAAAUUUCAGGGAUGACUUUAUGAUCUGACAAUAACAUAAAUGAAUACAUUUUGAAAAUUAAAAAAAUUGAAAUGCCUUAAAUGUAAAAAAAAAAAAAAAAAAGACAAAGAUGAA